Molecule: messenger RNA, 741 nt
Organism: Dovyalis caffra
Lineage: Eukaryota; Viridiplantae; Streptophyta; Magnoliopsida; Malpighiales; Salicaceae
Source: the annotation of a GenBank genome assembly
AUGAAUCAUAGCCCAUCAAAACAAUACAGCUUUGAAGGUCGCUCUUUGACCUGGGAAAUUCUUUCAAGGGCAAUAUCUGAUGCAAACAUCCCCUUCGCACUAGACAGGCUUCAAUGGAGAGGAGAUCAGAGAAAAGGUUGGACCCGGUUGAAGAACCAGGAUGAUCUAUUUAGUUGCAUACUGGAUUUUACUCGAUGCAAAGAAAGCUUGGCUUCUAAUAGUACUGCAGAACAUAAGGGGUUCCAGUUGGUUUUGAGUCUUGUAAAGAAAAUUAUUCUUCCACACCAUGAAUUCGAGGAAAUGGUUAAGGCAAAAAGCUUUGAAGAACUAGCACGGGAGUUGAGUAUUGCAGUUUCUUUGAUGAAUCGUCAUCGUAAUACCUUUAGCAGCCCAUCCUUGGAUAGAAUGAGUUUUCAGCCCUUCAGAGAGAGACGCGAAGAGUUGGGAAUUGAUUCAUUGGAUUCAUUAAUCGAUGGUGCAACAAGAGCAUUAGCAGAGCAAGAAGGAUCCAAACUCAUUCCCGCAACGAAAUCAUCGAUUGAGGCUUUAGAGGACGUUACCCUCGAUGGUGUUGAUCACUCCACAUCAUCUUGUGCAAUCUGUUUGGAAAACAUGGUAACAAGUUCUCCAGUCACUUGCUUGCCAUGCUCCCACAAGUUCCACAAGACUUGCAUUGUUCUGUGGCUUGAGAGGAGUCCCAUGUGCCCCUUGUGCCGCUUUGAGUUGUCAACCAUUAAUUAG